AUGGCCGCUGGCGUGAAGACUGAGGACGGCGACGCGCCCAAGAGAGCCAAGGCGUUCACCAUCAAGUACAAGCGGCCGCGCGGGCUGCGGGCGUGCGCGGUGUGCCGGUCCCGUAAGGUUCGUUGUGACGCCGAAAUGCACAUUCCGUGUACCAAUUGUAUCACUUUUGGCUGUGAGUGUGUCCUCCCUGAAGCCAAGCGCCGGGGCCACUCCAAGCGCAAGGAGGUCGAGCGCACGACCACCCCGGCGCCGGCGACGCCGCUGGUGCCGCUGCCGUCACACAAGUACAGCCUGCCCCUCUUGGACCAUCUGGCGGUGAACAACGACGCAAUCCUCAACAUCUCCCAGGUGCUGGUGCCGCCCCUGCUUCUGCUGGACUACCACCACGAAGUCACCCACGGCAAGCGCAAGCGCGAGGACGACGACGACGAAGAGCCCCAUUACAGCAGCAACAGCUACCGGGGCAAGACCGCCCUCACCUUCUUGGGCGCCACCAGUGUCGGGCUGGUGGCACGCCAGCCAGGCGAAAACCACGUUACUUUAACCGACGACGUCCUCUUAAAGUCGGUGGGCCUGGCGACUAAUUUGGACUCGGUCGAGCUCGAGAUCCUCAAAUUGCGUGGGGCAUUCCUCUUGCCGCUGCGGGAACUCGCUGCCGACUUGAUCAACCUGUACUUUGAACACGUCCAUCCGCUUAUGCCGGUGAUUAAUCGUACCGACUUUAUGCGGCGGUUUAACGACCCCGAUGACCUGCCACUGCUUAUGCUUAUGCAAGCGGUGCUUUUGCUUGGGUGCCGGGUGCUGAAGAACCCGGCGGUGUUGGACUCUAAGGGGCUGAACGACUUAGUGCUGCUUACGCUUUUCCGGCGGGCGAAGGCGUUAUACGAGACCAGUUACGAGUCGGACCCGGUGCUGAUUGUGCAGACGCUUAUUCUCAUUGGUCUGUACUGGGAAGGCCCCGAAGACGUCACCAAGAACUCAUACUACUGGACGAGAGUCGCCGUCGGCUUAGCUCAAGGGUUUGGCUUCCACCGCGAUGUGUCCAAUAACGACCGGUUGACCGCCUCGGAGAAGAAGAUCUGGCGACGCAUCUGGUGGUGCCUUUUUGAAAAAGACCGCAACGUUGCCAUCGCUUUUGGCCGACCACUGGUGAUCGACUUGAAUGAUUGUGAUGUUCCCAUGCUCACCCUUGAAGACUUUAACGAAGAUGAAGAUGACUACACGCUGCCGUACCCGGUGAAUGAGACGCAAGCACUUUACUUUAUCCACUUGGUGAAGCUUGCCGAGAUUACCGGGAUCAUCAUCAAACACCAAUACCUGGUGAAGCUGGCCCAACUUAAACGCAAAAAUAAGUUCAGCAUCAUCCAACAUUGCGAUAUGUUGAUGGGGAUUUGGUUCACCAACUUGCCGAAACAGCUUGUAUUCAAUUUGAAUGACCCGGAGUCGCAGCUGUUCUGGUGCUGUUUGCUCAACGCUCAAUACUACAACCGGUUGUUUUUGAUCCACCGGCUGAACCUUGUCCGCAUGGCGCAGAUGCUGCUGUCGAACCCGAAUAACUACAAGUAUCCUCUGUGGGGGAUUCUGUUCCAGGCGGCGCGGAUGAUUCUGAUCGUGCUGAAAAUCUUGCUUGACCUGGACCAGAUCCGGUACGUGCCGGUGAUGUAUAUAUAUAUUGCGUUUUCGGCGUUGAUGAUGCUCAUCUACCACGUCGACCUGACCAACCAAGUGAUCGCGCUGACGGCGCUGGACCUGCUUUACGUUCUGCGAGCAGUGCUCCGUGAGUUGGCCAAGUACUGGCCGAUCGCCCGGGUGCUUAUGAACUUGUUCGACAAGUAUGCGGAUGAUAAAUUUAAGCGGAAGAAGCUUAUUGACCACAACGUGAGCGCCGAGAUCCUGGCUGAACGUAAAGGUGGCAAUUACGAGGAAGAAGACAAUGGGCCCCAACUUGGCCCUCAACUGGUGCUGCCGACGCUGAUGACUCCUGAUCCUGCCCACCAAAACCCGUACCGCACACUGGUGUACGACGAGCCCAAGCCCGAUGAAGACUUUGCCUCGUUGGUACAACAAAUCAAACCACAAGUGGGCGGGCUGGAACUGGAUCCCAGCGGCCCGCAACGCAAGCUGCCGACGCUGCUGACGCACCUGUUCCCCGACAUUUCGUUGGUGACAGAGACGGUGCCGAGCAACCCCAACUUCUUCGAGAAUUUCGAGCCCACACAAUUGUUCCCCGAUAUUCGGGUGCUGAUGCCGCUGACUGCCGACCAUCUGCCAGCGGCUAUGGAAGACCAAGGCGAUGCCAACGUCAUUGGCAGCAAUGUGUACCUUGGUGGAACUGGCGGUGAGGCGAUCCAGUCGCAAACCCCCGCAGGGCUGUCUAUGCCGAACUUUGUUGACCAACAGUUCCUCAACAUGAACCUCCAGCUGGGGAUGGGCGAAGCCAGUGGUCUCGACGAGAUGAGCAACUUGUUCAACUUCCAGUACUGA
Messenger RNA from Diutina rugosa, 2484 nucleotides. It is a transcript of the gene CTF1, whose product is annotated as Ctf1p. Gene Ontology annotation, biological process: DNA-templated transcription; regulation of DNA-templated transcription. The record is from RefSeq and is a predicted model, not a curated record. The transcript has a single exon. Lineage: Eukaryota; Fungi; Ascomycota; Pichiomycetes; Serinales; Debaryomycetaceae. The coding region runs from base 1 to 2484 and encodes 827 amino acids. Gene Ontology annotation, molecular function: DNA-binding transcription factor activity, RNA polymerase II-specific; DNA binding; zinc ion binding.